GACCCAGCAGCACAGCUCGAGUUUGCAAAGUAUGUUCUGGAGCACGCCGAGGGCAUGUCGCGGCAGGAGGUCAACGAGAAGCUGCAAAAGAAGCGGUACGACCAAAUGACCAACGAGGGACUGAAGUGGAUCAAGAAGCUGGCAGGCAGCGGCAUCACGGUGCACCGCAGCAACAUUGCAGCCGAGUCGCAGUUCUUCCUGGGCACUGUGUACUCACAGGGCAUCUACGGCGUAGACCGCGAUGACUCGAAGGCGUUUGCGUACUACCAACAGGCAUCAAAGGCGCAGCACGCCGAGGCCAACUACCGCACAGCCGUAUGCUACGAGGUCGGAGUCGGCACCCGGCGCGACGCGGCACGCGCAGUACAGUUCUACCGCAAGUCGGCAGCACAGAGCAACGUGCCUGCAAUGUACAAGCUGGGUGUCGUCCUGAUCAAGGGCCUGCUGGGCGUGUCGCCAGCGCCGCGCGAGGGCAUCACGUGGCUGAAGCGCGGAGCAGAGAGUGCGACAGCCGAAUGCCCACACCCGCUGCACGAGCUGGGGCUGUGCCACGAGCUAGGCGGGAUUCCGGGCCUGAUCCCCGACGAGCGGUAUGCACGCGAGCUGUUCAUCAAGGCGAGCAAGCUGGGAUACGUGCCGUCACAGGUGCGGCUGGGCCAGGCAUACGAGUACGGCACACUGGGCUGCCCUGUGGAUCCGCGGCGGUCGAUCGGGUGGUACACGCGCGCAGCGGAGAAGCGCGACCCGGAUGCUGAGCUGGCGCUGUCUGGGUGGUACCUGACAGGAGCCGAUCCGUUCCUGCCGCAGAACGACACCGAGGCGUAUCUGUGGGCGCGCCGCGCUGCCGACAGCGGCCUGGCCAAGGCUGAGUAUGCGGUCGGGUACUAUGUUGAGUGCGGGAUUGGCGUCAGCUCGCCCGACGUCAACGAGGCGCGCCAGUGGUAUGUGAAGGCGGCGCAGAAGGGCAACCGCCGUGCAAUUCAUCGGCUCGAUGAGCUGAAGCGCAUGGGUGUGCAAGGCUCGACGCGCAGGAACAUGGCGCGCCCGCGUCGGGGCAACGGCGGGGCGCCUGACGAGGGGUGCAAGCCCAUGUAG
Molecule: messenger RNA, 1095 nt
Organism: Linderina pennispora
Lineage: Eukaryota; Fungi; Kickxellomycota; Kickxellomycetes; Kickxellales; Kickxellaceae
Product: HCP-like protein
Exons: 1
Molecular function (GO): protein binding
Source: RefSeq, a predicted model, not a curated record